Malania oleifera is the source of this 2361-nucleotide messenger RNA. Its product is annotated as S-adenosyl-L-methionine-dependent tRNA 4-demethylwyosine synthase. Gene Ontology annotation, molecular function: FMN binding; 4 iron, 4 sulfur cluster binding; catalytic activity. The record is from RefSeq and is a predicted model, not a curated record. Bases 67 to 2001 code for a protein of 644 amino acids. The transcript has 8 exons. NCBI's taxonomy places the organism in Eukaryota, Viridiplantae, Streptophyta, Magnoliopsida, Santalales, Ximeniaceae. Gene Ontology annotation, biological process: wybutosine biosynthetic process.
UAUAAAAGACGUCCCUUCGCUUCCGUCGUCCGGCGUCCGCCUCUCGUCGUUUACCGCACAGCCGGCAUGUUCUCUCCCUCUUUCCCUGCUCGGCUUACUCUCCUCGCUGUCCUCUCUGCUUCCACCUUCUACUGCUUCUACAAAUCCCGCCGUCUCAAGCAUCUCAGUCUCACCUUCCCCAACCUCAGCUCCAAACCCACACUCUCUUCUUCCAGAGGCAAGCUCUUCUUCGUCUCCCAAACCGGUACCUCCAAAACCCUAGCUCUCCGCUUCUCCGAUCUUCUUGCCUCCAAUGAUCUCCCGUUCGACCUCGUCGAUCCCAAAGACUACGAGCCCGAGGACUUGCACAAAGAAACCCUAGUUUUGAUUAUCGCGUCGACCUGGGAAGACGGGAAGCCGCCUCAAAGCGCUGGUUUCUUCGCUAAUUGGCUUGCCGAGAGCGCCGAUGAUUUCCGAGUUGGUUCAUUGCUCCUGGCUCGCUGCAAGUUUGCGGUGUUCGGCGUCGGGAGCGGGUCGUAUGGCGCGACGUUCAAUGCCGUCGCGAGGGAGUUCUCCAAGCGGCUUCGAGCGCUCGGUGCUUCGGAGGUUGUGCCCCUUUGUGAAGGCGAUGUUGAUGCUGGAGAUUUGGACGAGGUUUUUGAUACUUGGAGUAGAAAGUUGAUAGGAGUACUGAAGGGCGUUGGAGUGGAGAAUGGAAUGGUUUUGGAUACUGGAGUUGUUAGUGGGAGUGAUGGUUGGACAACUGAUGGGUCCGAGGAGGAUGAUAAUGAAAAUGGUGCGGAGUCGAGUAUUGUUGAUCUUGAGGACAUUGCAGGUAAAGGCCCUUCGAGGAAAUCAAUGACGGCGUCCUUAUCUAAUGGGGAAAAGAAUGGUGAAAGAGAAAUGGUGACCCCGGUGAUUAGAGCCAGCUUAGAAAAACAGGGAUAUAAAAUUAUUGGUUCACAUAGUGGUGUUAAAAUUUGUAGAUGGACCAAGUCACAGCUUCGAGGCCGUGGAGGCUGUUACAAGCACUCAUUUUAUGGCAUAGAGAGUCACAGGUGCAUGGAGACAACUCCAAGUUUGGCAUGUGCCAACAAAUGUGUUUUUUGUUGGAGGCACCACACAAAUCCUGUAGGCAAGAGCUGGCGUUGGAAGAUGGAUGAUCCUUUAGAGAUUGUGAAUUCGGCAAUAGACCUCCAUACAAAGAUGAUACGGCAAAUGAAAGGUGUUCCUGGAGUUAAACCAGAGCGAUUAUCAGAAGGCCUCUCCCCCAGGCACUGUGCCUUGUCGCUUGUUGGUGAACCUAUCAUGUAUCCAGAAAUCAACUCACUUGUAGACGAGCUGCACCGGAGGCGGAUAUCGACUUUUCUUGUGACAAAUGCACAGUUUCCUGAAAAGAUCAAAAUGCUAAAACCUGUCACUCAGUUAUAUGUUAGUGUGGAUGCUGCAACAAAGGAGAGUUUGAAAGCAAUUGAUAGGCCACUCUUUGGUGACUUUUGGGAGCGUUUUGUUGAUUCCUUGAAAGCUCUUAGAGAGAAACAGCAGCGAACAGUUUAUCGAUUGACUCUGGUUAAAGGGUGGAAUACUGAAGAUGUAGAUGCUUAUUCAAACCUUUUCAGUGUUGGGAAACCUGACUUCGUGGAAAUCAAAGGUGUCACCUAUUGUGGAUCGUCUGCUACAUCAAAAUUGACAAUGGAGAAUGUACCCUGGCAUUCCGACGUGAAGGCUUUUUCAGAGGCCUUGGCUUUAAGCAGCAAAGGGGAGUAUGAAGUUGCUUGCGAGCACAUCCAUUCUUGUUGUGUCCUCCUGGCAAAGGCCGAUAAAUUUAAGAUCAAUGGUCAGUGGUUGACAUGGAUAGACUAUGAAAAAUUCCAUGACCUGGUGGCUUCUGGAAGAACUUUCGACAGUGAGGAUUAUAUGGCAGCGACACCAUCCUGGGCUGUUUACGGAGCGGAGGAAGGCGGGUUCGAUCCAGAUCAGUCUCGGUACAGGAAGGAGCGGCGUCACAGAUCUAGCCACUAACCAACAUCAACCAGGUGACCUUCUCUUAAUGUAGUGGCUGGAGUUUCACUUUGUUUUGUUCAAGUUAUAUAGUUUUUUGUACACUAAUUCUUGUAGAGCAUUUUUUUAACCGCAUUAUAUGGAUAUAGAUGAGGGCGACCCCACGGCAGGGGGAUAUGGUCUUUUUUUGGGGGGACUGCUCCUGUAUUUUAAUUAUUAUUAUUAUUUUUGUGGUUUUGAGGGUUUUUGUAGUGUUAUUUAUUUAUUUUGGUUAAAAAAAAUUAGGUUAACAUUUGAAUGAGGUUUAAGCACAAAUACCCUAAAUUGUAUUUUGGAUACCCUUUUGAAGCAAAUAUUUGAUGGUGGCUGUAGUUGGAGUCA